Molecule: messenger RNA, 1802 nt
Organism: Durusdinium trenchii
Lineage: Eukaryota; Dinophyceae; Suessiales; Symbiodiniaceae
Source: the annotation of a GenBank genome assembly
UUGGCAGCGCUGCUUUUGGCUCAAACUACUUACGCAAGGUUCUUCUUGACAUUGAAGCACAGGAUGAAGUUCUUGAAAGCGGUUGCCUUUGGCUUCUCCAGCUUCACCUUGGUGGUGUCACAAGAUGACGCGUGUCACACCUCUCACAAGGCGAAGGCCGACUGUAUGGGCGACUCCAAGUGUUCCUGGUGUGAGGCAUCGGCAGUGCCAAGUGCAUGCUACACAAAAGAGAACGCUGCAAAGCUUCCUCCUGCAGUCUUUACUUGCGCCAGCUCUCGCGCUCGCCGCUCUGAGUUGCUCCCACGUGAGGAGGCUGAGAAGCUUGGUGUGGUGUGGCGAGGAAAUUCUUCCAAGCAGAGCUCUCAUGAGUUGCUCGAAGCCACUGACAUGCCAUCAGAUUUCAGCUGGUGCAACAAGGAUGGCAAGAGCUACUGCACCAUGUCCAGGAACCAGCACAUCCCCCAGUACUGCGGCUCUUGCUGGGCGCAUGGAGCCAUUUCUGCAUUGGGAGACCGCAUCAAGAUUGCGCGCAACGCACAGGGCGUGGACAUCAACUUGGCGGUGCAGCACUUGCUGAACUGCGGUGGGGUGGGAAGCUGCAAGGGAGGCACCGUGGAUGGCCCUUACCAGUGGCUCAAACAGAUGUCCGAGAAGGGCACUGGCAUCAGCUACGAGACGGCAAAUCCUUAUGUUGCUUGCUCCUCCGACUCGACUGAAGGGUUUUGCUCCCACGUGGACACCUCGUGCAAGGCUGCGAAUGUGGCACGUACCUGUGGCAGCUUUUCCCAGGAGGGCGGCCCAUGCACUGGCCUUGGCUAUUUUCCCAAUGCAACCAUCACGGACUAUGGUUCCAUCAGUGGAGCAGAUGCCAUGAUGAAGGAAAUUUUUCAUCGUGGUCCGAUUUCCUGCGGCGUGGAUGCCAAUCCUCUUCUGAACUACGAGUCUGGCAUCAUCAAGACCAAGGGUGAGGGUGUGGACCAUGUCGUGUCCGUGGUUGGCUGGGGCACUGACUCCAAGGAACACAGAUUCACACUUUUUGUUUCUGCAUGCCGCAUGCCCGUGCAUGCAGAGUUCGCAUUGCUCAGUCCAGUGGGUGCUUGUAGGAUGGCAUGUACUGGAUUGUCCGCAAUUCAUGGGGCGAGUACUGGGGUGAGAUGGGGUACUUCAGGCGAGGUCGUCACUUGACAUGAACUUCUCAACAGUAGGUUUGUAGGUUCAGUGCCGUAACAAUUUAGCAGACUUACACCAGUGACCACUGAUCUUCAACAUUCUUCAACUAUUCUUUUGAACCUGAUUGUACCAUUCUUUCAAAACUAUUCCGACCUUGGCAGGGUGGCGAAGGGCGCUCUGGUGUUGGAGGACCAGUGCUCCUGGGCAGUCCCAGGAUCUUUCACCGCAGCCGAGAAGAACAACCAGGUGCACUGCCAUGAGGGCGGUGACAACUGCAAGGCCAAGGCCGAGGAGCACCAGGUUGUUGUUUAAGUGCCACAAUCCUUUGAAGAUGCACUUCCCAAGACUUCUGACGCUGUCCGUGUGAGCAGUCCCGCUAUGCCUUGUUGACGGCCUUGCUUGUCAAUGCCUUUGACGAGAUUCUUCCAAGGUUGUCAGCAUUGGCUGCUUCAUGGUAGGAUCAGAGUAGCUGUCCUCGAGGCUUUUGGUGGAUGGUUGGUCUGCCAUUGGUGCUCAGAAAAAAGUUCUCAAGCACUUUGAGUGCCAGUAAAGCAGCACACUGAAGGAGUUGGGAAGCAACUUCAUGAGAGUCUAAGAGCAUGUUUUGAGCAGGUCGGAAGCUUCAACCCUUC